UCCACCCCAGGCGUCUGUGGCGUUUGAGCAAAGAUGGAAGACUCGGAGGUUUGUCUCGGGACCCAGGCUAAGCCUGGGGUCGCCCUGCAGAGGCAAGGGAGGGUGUGCCUCCGGCAGCGCAUUAGGGGCCCCCCACAGACUGGGAGCAUGGAGGACGCCCCGGACACAAUGUUGGUGGCCGUGCUCAAGAAAAGCCGGUUCCUCACGGCGGGAGCCAAGUGCUGCGAAUGCGGGGCCUCCCUCUCCCAUCAGUACUACGAGAAGGACGGGCGGCUCUACUGCAAGAAGGACUACGGGGCCCACUUUGGGGAGAUGUGCCACGGCUGCUCGGAGCAGAUCACCAAGGGGCUCGUCAUGGUGGCCGGAGAGCAGAAGUACCACCCGGAAUGCUUCAGCUGCCUGAACUGCCGGGCCUUCAUCGGGGACGGCGACACGUACGCGCUGGUGGAGCGAUCCAAGCUCUACUGCGGGCACUGUUAUUACCAGAUGGUGGUGACGCCGGUCAUGGACCCGACGCUCCCGGAAUCGCCCGGCACCCGGAUCCCGCACACCGUCACGCUCGUCUCCAUCCCGGCCUGUUCCGAAGGCAAGCGGGGCUUCUCUGUCUCCAUCGACCAGCACGGCGGCUCGGAGCAUCCGCACACCGUGCGCGUCCGAGAAUUGAACCCAGACUGCAUCAGCCCUGAUAUGAAGACCUCCAUCCACAUUGGCGACCGCAUCCUGGAGAUCAACGGCACGCCCAUCCGGCACGUCCCGCUAGACGAGAUCGACCUCCUCAUCCAGGAGACCAGCCGCCUGCUGCAACUCACGAUCGAACACGACCCGCACGAGACGCGGGAGACCAGCCCCCUCUCCGAGCUGCGCAGCCCGCUCCGCUCCCCCAGCCGGACCCCCUGCCCGGAAGCCUCCGCCAUCCGCCAGCGCGCCGUCAUGAGGAGCUGUAGCAUUGACAAGUCCCCUUGCUCGAGCUCGCUGGGCUCCCCGGCCUCCCAACGGAAGGACAUUGGCCGCUCCGAAUCGCUGCGGGUCGUCUCGCGCCCUCACCGCAUCUUCCGCCCCUCAGAUCUCAUCCACGGAGAGGUCUUAGGCAAAGGCUGCUUCGGGCAGGCCAUUAAGGUGACACAUCGGGAGACGGGAGAGGUGAUGGUCAUGAAGGAACUGAUCCGUUUUGACGAGGAGACCCAAAGGACGUUCCUGAAGGAGGUGAAGGUGAUGCGUUGUAUGGAGCAUCCCAACGUGCUGAGGUUUAUCGGGGUUCUCUACAAGGACAAGAGGCUAAACUUCAUCACGGAGUACAUCAAGGGGGGCACGCUCCGUGGGAUCAUCAAGAACAUGGACGGCCAGUACCCCUGGAGCCAGCGGGUCAGUUUCGCAAAAGACAUCGCAGCUGGGAUGGCUUAUCUUCAUUCCAUGAACAUCAUCCACAGAGACCUCAACACCCACAACUGCCUGGUGCGGGAGAACAAAAGUGUGGUGGUGGCUGAUUUUGGCCUUUCUCGGCUCAUGGUGGACGAGAAAAACCAGCUGGCGACCUUGAAGAAACCUGACCGCAGAAAGCGCUACACCGUGGUGGGAAACCCGUACUGGAUGGCCCCCGAAAUGAUAAACGGCAGGAGCUAUGACGAGAAAGUGGACGUCUUCUCCUUUGGCAUCAUCCUUUGCGAGAUCAUCGGGCGGGUCAGCGCGGACCCCGACUACCUGCCGCGGACCCUGGACUUCGGCCUCAACGUCCGCGGCUUCCUGGACCACUACUGCCCGCCCAACUGCCCCAUCAGCUUCUUCCCCAUCGCCGUGCGCUGCUGUGACUUGGACCAUGAAAAACGGCCCUCCUUCAGCCGCCUGGAGCCGUGGCUGGAGGCCCUGCGAAUGCACCUGGCCAUGCAGCUGCCGCUGAGUUCGCAGCUGGAGCAGCUGGACCGGGCCUUCUGGGAGACGCAUCGGCGGGCUGACGGCGGCGGCGGCGGCGGAGGGCUGACGGCGCACCCCGAAGUGUCCGAAUGAGCGCCGCAGAGUUUGCCGAGCAGCGCCGAGCCCCCUCCCUCGCCACGCGUGGGCCCACGAGGGGGGCGGAGGGGGCACCCAGCACUCCUGCAAGCUGCUAGAGCUGGUCUCUGAGUCCAAAGAGGC
Messenger RNA from Elgaria multicarinata webbii, 2127 nucleotides. RefSeq names its product LIM domain kinase 1 (gene LIMK1). Gene Ontology annotation, cellular component: nucleus; neuron projection; cytoplasm. Gene Ontology annotation, molecular function: protein binding; ATP binding; protein serine/threonine kinase activity. Gene Ontology annotation, biological process: protein phosphorylation; actin cytoskeleton organization; positive regulation of stress fiber assembly. The record is from RefSeq and is a predicted model, not a curated record. Lineage: Eukaryota; Metazoa; Chordata; Lepidosauria; Squamata; Anguidae. The transcript is spliced from 15 exons. Bases 34 to 2001 code for a protein of 655 amino acids.